Humulus lupulus (European hop) is the source of this 1406-nucleotide messenger RNA. Its product is annotated as cycloeucalenol cycloisomerase. The coding region runs from base 150 to 1019 and encodes 289 amino acids. Lineage: Eukaryota; Viridiplantae; Streptophyta; Magnoliopsida; Rosales; Cannabaceae. The transcript is spliced from 8 exons. The record is from RefSeq and is a predicted model, not a curated record. Gene Ontology annotation, molecular function: cycloeucalenol cycloisomerase activity.
GUAGCGCAUUCGUCGUCGUAUUCGCAUUCGUAUUCGUAUUAGCUCAGUCACUUUUGCGCUCCACUGAUAGUACUCCUCUGAUACUCAAGGGUCAAACCAUUUUGAGUCAAACCCAUUUCUCCUGAAUCUGGAUCACAUCACCAUCGAUAAUGGGAGGUUCAGAAUCAGCUUCUCCUUCACCGAGUUUAUGGUUGGCCCCAAAUCCGAGUAAGAGAUGGGGAGAAUUGUUUUUCCUUUUGUACACUCCUUUCUGGCUCACUCUUUGCUUGGGCAUCGUUGUCCCGUACAAGCUAUACGAGAGCUUUACGGAAUUGGAGUAUUUGAUUCUGGGUUUGGUUUCAGCUGUUCCGUCGUUUCUUAUACCAUUAAUAUGGGUUGGAAGGGCAGAUAGAAGCAUCUCAUGGAAGGAUCGUUAUUGGGUCAAGGCUACUCUUUGGAUAUUCAUCUUUAGCUAUGUUGGUAACUACUUUUGGACACACUAUUUCUUCACAGUAUUGGGGGCUUCAUAUACAUUUCCAUCAUGGAGGAUGAACAAUGUUCCACAUACAACUUUCCUUCUUGCUCAUGUUUGCUUCCUGUUUUAUCAUGUAACCUCGAACAUUACACUUCGUAGACUGCGGCAUGCCAUUGCUGACAUGCCAGAAAAAGUUCAGUGGGCUAUUGAGGCAGCGUGGAUUUUGGCACUUUCUUAUUUCAUAGCAUUUCUGGAGACGUUUGCUAUUGCUAAUUUUCCUUACUAUGAGUUUGUGGAUCGGGCAACCAUGUAUAAAGUUGGGUCCUUGUUUUAUGCCAUCUAUUUCAUCGUGAGCUUCCCAAUGUUUCUAAGGAUCGAUGAAAAAUCAGGUGCUCCAUGGGACUUACCUAGAGUUGCUAUAGAUGCUCUUGGUGCCGCAAUGCUGGUCACUAUAAUACUCGAUUUAUGGCGCAUCUUUCUUGGACCUAUUGUCCCGGUUUCAGACACAAAACAGUGCCUUCAACCAGGACUGCCAUGGUUCCCAGGACAUGCCAGUGAAGCUUGACCAGUGCAUCUGCAUAAAGAUCCUGGGUUUUAACUAGACCAACCGCAGACCUAACCUGGAACUGAGUCUACAAUUUAUUGCAGACCCAAUAGCUGUAACAUAGACCUCACUAGUGUAGCUUCCCCUUUUAGGGGCAAUGAGAGAAUUGCAUGAGGGAAUGUUCUUCCUUUUAAAAGGAUUACACCAAAUAACAUUUCCUUUCAGUGCGCUUGCUUGCCUUUCCUGAGUUUAUGGCACUUAUUAAGUUCUCCCUAUUCUCUAUCCUCACUCCAAGUGGCAAAUGCAUCAAAGACUAAAGGUAAGAGCACGACACCUUUGGACUAAUAUGUUUGAGAACAUCACUUGUGAAUUGAUAUAAUUUAAUAUUUGGUCUUAAAUUGUAUUAAA